Molecule: messenger RNA, 5097 nt
Organism: Linum trigynum
Lineage: Eukaryota; Viridiplantae; Streptophyta; Magnoliopsida; Malpighiales; Linaceae
Source: the annotation of a GenBank genome assembly
UAACCAUAUGUCCUUGAGUUGCGAUUUUGCUAGUAUAGUUAAUUUAAAAGUGAAAUUCAUACUUUGAUUUUCAAAACAUAGAUAAAAAGUGAUAUUUGCUAAUUGUUAUACCCUAACCAUAUAUCCUAUACUUUACACCACAUACCUUGUACCCUAACCACGUACCAUAAACAUAAAUUAAAAAGGGAUCUCCUGCCGUUAAAGACUUCAAAUGAUUUCAAGUGAACAUAUGUUAAUAAAAAACUUAGAACCGUCAAAACCAUCAAUAUCUUAUACCCUAACCAUAUACACCCUAAACCAUAUGUACCUUAUACCUUAUACCCUAACCAUGUAUUUAUAUCCUAAACAACGAACCGUCAAAGAUUACUUAUCAAGUUUAGUAUAAAUUGUUGUAACUAAUGGUUAAUUUAUUUAUUAGCCCAUAAAAUAUUACAUACAUAUAUACAUAUUAGCCUUCAAAGCAUAUAAGAAUAAUUUUAACUAGUCAUGCCCUCCAUAUAAAAGUUAAAGAUUCAUAUUUCAAAAGCUAAAAUUAUGAAAACACCAAAUUUGUUUCUUUCUUUCUUUUCACAAAAAUACUAAAAUUUCCCUCAUUCUUUCUUCUUCCAUACAUUAGAAAAACUCAAUUUUCACUCCUCUUUUUCUUCCAUAAAAUUGAAAGAACCAAAUUACUCUCUUCUUUCCUUCUACAAAAAGUUGAAAAGUCAAAAGUGUCCCUCCUUAUUUCUCUUUCAUAAUCAAAAGAAUCAAACUUUCUCACUUCUUUCUCUUCCCACAUAUCAAAACCACCAAAAUUCCCACUUGUUUCUUUUCUAAAAAAUUCAAAGAACCAAAUUUCCCUCUUCUUUCUCUUCCCAAAAACUUGAAUACACCAAAAUUUCCCUCUUCUUUUAAAAAAAUCAAAUUACCAAAUACAUUACUUUACUUUAUUUAUAUUUAAUUGAUAAUUUUAUUGAAUAGUUAAAUUAACCAAAAUUUUAAUUUAUAUAUUAUAUUAAUAUUGUCAUGAUCUCAAGUGACCUUCAUGUUUCAAUUUUUGUAAUUUUCUUAAAAUACGUAAUAUCAAGUGAGUUUCAUAUUUUUAAAAUUUCUUAUACGAAAUGAAAAAUAAUUUUACUUAAGUUUAGAAUGAAAAACUUUAUUUUGAAAAACUAUGUAUUGUAUAUUUUUAUAAUUAUUCAAGUGGAUUAGAUGAAAUUCGGGUUGAGUCGGUCGGGUUACGGGUUAGUCGGGUUUGGGUCAAUCGGGUUCGGGUUAAUCAGGUUGCGGGUCAAUCGGGUUCGGGUUAAUCAGGUUGCGAGUUAGUCGGGUUACGGGUUAGUUGGGUUGCGGGUCAAUCGGGUUGCGGGUCGGGCGGGUUACGGGUUGUUGACUUUCAAUUCGGAUUGCGGUCGGGUUGCGGGUCGGGUUGAUCGGGCGGGUUAAUCGGGUCGGGCUAUGUUUUGACACCUAUAAUGACAACCAUGGCAAAUAAUCGCAACAUGGUUGGAACAACGAUGUUGUCAGGUUGCACUAUGAAUCCACAUUGUUGCAUCAUGGCUUGCACAACUACAUGGUUGGAGUCAUAACAUUGCAGCUGAGCCAAAGAUGUUAUUAGGACCAUAAUUUUUGCUUGUACCAUCCUCAUAGAACUUCAUUCCACGACAAUGUUUCUUAAACCGUAAAGUUGUUUAUAUCACGAUAAUAUUGUUGCAGCUACGUUGUUGCUAGGAUUGUGAUGUUUUUUCAAGAAAAAUAUUGUUAUUGCACCAUGUUGCAAGAUGAACCACUAACCACCAAGCCGCAAUACGGACCUACAACACUGCAGUUUCAUGAGUUAAUUGUGCAAGAUCACAACGAUGUCGUUCAGGAAAUCUCAAUAUUUUAUCUGUACGAUGUUGUUGGACUCGCAAUGUCGUUAACUACCAUGAUGUCGGUUGACGUGCGACGUCGUUGUAUUAAUGAUGUCGUUGACCACCACAGUGUUGCAACAACGUCGUUGCUUGUGACCUUGAGUACGAGCCAAGCUGGGCUAAACUAAAUGGCCUCAUUCCCAUGUAUAUGCUAGCCAUUAUGACCAUGUCGCAGCAUUGGUGAACCUGUGGCAUUGUUCUCGACUAAACAACAUUAUUUCUCAGUAUUGCAGCGAUGUUGAUAAAAACAUCUCCAUUGGCACAAAUAGAGGGAGUUGCAAGCUAAUGUGGCAGCCGUGUGCAAUUUAAAAAGACAAUGACAUUGAUAUAAGCCCACUUUCAAAUGAUGUGAGAAGAAGAUAAGGUAAGUGUAGCUUUUUCUUAGUUAUUUAUCUAUCAGUUUUCUCUUCUAGUUUUUUUCUUAGUAAAUGACGUGGAGGAACUCAUGGGUCGGAAAGCCAGUUUUGGUAGGCCUUAGGCCUAUGAUAAAACAAGCCCCUUUGUCGGACUGACUUUAGGUUAGAAAGUCAGGGUUAUGACUACCUUUCACUCACUCACCCCCAAAUGCUGGGCAUUGACGGGGGAAAAAUGUUUGACCGUCAAAUAUUAAAAGUUAAUUUAAGAUAUGCGACAAAUUUGUCUGUUUCUUUCAACGUUUGGUCAAAACUGUAUUAUUUGAUAAUACAAGUUCUGAUACCAGUUUGGCCCGAAGUUUGGCGUAAGUGGCAGUUCUGACCCCAUUUUUCAAAUAAGACAUUUAUGGCCUACUUUUGAAACUAUUGGACAGAUUUGCCCCAAAUUUUUUGUUGACCGUUAAAACUGAUAGUCAAACAUUAUUCUGUCUAUGACCUAGCAUCAAUUGUUGAGGUGGCUUCCAUGUGGAUGCCACAUCAUGCAUGCCACAUCAUUAAAUAAAUUGUUAUUUAAUUUUUCUUUUUAAAUUAAUCAAUUCAUCACAAAAAUAAAAUAAAGUAAUGAAAAGGGUACCAUCGUCCUUGCCUCUCUCUUUGCAAUUUCCGCACCCACAGCUCCAUCGUCUCCAUACGCUUCGUCGACUUCGCAUCGGAUAUGCCACCUCUUUAUCCCCACAAAACACAAUUCGUUCAUACAACAGAGUAACCUUCUCAACGGAGAUGAAAUUCGACAACGCUCGUGUUCUUCCCCUUCACCUGCCUAGAAACAAAUCAAAACUUUCGGCUUUCGUAGCACAUACAACCAACAAAGCUCAAUUGAAUCCAUAAUCCAUUUUCACUGACCCUCUUCGUCGAUUUCAACCUUCUUCGUCAUCGACUAGGCUAUAAUAGAGAAGGCCUAGGAGAGGGGACGUGUGGCCGUCAAUUUCAACCCUUUUCGCCGUCAGCUAGGUUAGAACAAAGGAGGAGCUUCAGUUCGCGGAGGAGGCAGGGGAAGCGUUGCCAUCGAUUUCGCCGUGCUCGUCUUUGGUGGGGGUGUGUAGUGGGAGGUGGUUGGGUCGAAGGCAGAGGCAACGUGGGAGGGGAAGGGGAAGGGUGAGAUUGCGGCGGAGGUAGGGAAAGAUGCAAAGGUGAAGCAUGGGGAAGAAGAACCGAGGGGGUUUUUGGGAGGAGCUGGAGAUGGCAAUCAUCGCCAUGCAUGGUCCCGGGCAUAGCUGGAGAAUGUUGAUUAUCGUCGGGCCGUAGGAUUUUGGAGGAAACGACGGUCAGAGCGGGUGGGGGAUUUGCGAGGGUUUAGAGAAGGUAGAGAAAGAGGGCUCAAGAUAGGGUGUAUAACCCAUCAAUAAUCAAAUUUGGACCCUUCAUUUAAAAAAUUCAGAUUUAAGGAUGGAGAAUUAAAGAUUAUUUUUAUUUUCUCUAGUUUUCUUAAUCGGCUCAUAUCUUUUUCGUUUUAACUCGGAUUUUAAUUUUUUUGCCCAGGUGGAACGAGUUCAUCGUGCUCUACAAAAUGAGAUCAAUUUUCAAUAUUUUUUUAGAACAAAAAAUUCUGGUCUCUCGGCACCACCUGCAUACCAUAUGGUAUUUUCUUCAUUUUUAAUUCGUUUUUGAAAACGUUUGCACAGAAGGGACGAGUUCAUCAUGAUAUAUUGGAUCUACAAAUUUCUGGGUGAACAAAUUACAGGACAAAAAAAUACCACACAAUACCAUACAAUACCACCCUAGUACGGGGUGGUAUUGUAUGGUAUCUUCUUCGUUUUUAAUUCGUUUUUGAAAACGUUUGCAUAGGAGGGACGAGUUCAUCAUGAUCUAUUGGAUCUACAAAUUUAUGGGUGAACAAAUUACAAGACCAAAAAAUAUCACACAAUAUCAUACAAUACCACCCUGGUACGGGGUGGUAUCUUGUGGUAUACAAUGUUAAAAGUUGUAAAUGACAAUUAAUAUAUUUCUACUAUCAUGUAUUCAACCAUCCUACAGUCUUGGUUUGUUCAUACCACCAUGGUACUUUUUUCAAACCAUAGGUAUGCUUUUAUUUCAAUACUAGUCAAUACCAUAUGGUAUAGACUGGUAAAAAAUGACUCAAUUUUUUUUUGUUCGAAAAAUAUAUUAAAGUGGAUAUCAUUUUGAAGAGCACAAUUAAUCUGAUCUAACUGUACAAACAAAAUUAAAUUUCGACUUAAAAUGAGUGAGAAAUCGUCCGUCAAAGAUUAAAGAGGGGAAAAUUAAAGGCUUUCCAGGAGAGAGAGGAUGUUGAUGUCAUGCUAAUGUGGACGGGUUACUCAUGGUUACUCACCACAAGGUUACUCACCAGAUCUGCUCCCGAGAAAGAGAAGCAGGAAAGAGUGGCGGAUUCGGGGUUAGUUAUAAUUUUUUUAAUUCAAUUCUAAAAUUAAAAUGAUAUUAUCUAAUGAUGUGACAUGCCACAUCAGCAGUUCUGAGUCACUAACGGAAUAACGUUUGACCGUCAAUAUUAACGGUCAAAGAAAUUUUUCUGCCAAAUUUGUCAAAUAGUUUCAAAAGUAGACCAUAAAUGUCUUAUUUGAAAAAUAAGGCCAGAACUGUCACUUACGCCAAACUUCGGGCCAAACUAGGAUACUAACCCUAAAAAAAUAUUUCACGAUACUGUCUAAAUACUUUUCACAAAACAUGGGACAAAUUAGUGAGAGGGACUAUCCUCUUUAAGUUAAGCAUUCUUUGAUAAGUCGUGGAGUUCAUUGAUAAUUUUGCUACAAAAAUUGUGUCUUUUGAUCCUUAAAUUUUUAGAGGGUUUAUGAAAAUAAUGUUAAUCUUGAAAG